GAAGAAAAAAAAGAAAAAAAGAAAAAAGAUUCUGGAUGAAAGAAUGGUUUAAGAAGAGACAUACAUUUUCUCAUCAUAAUCUACUUGACGAAUUGCGUUUAUCAUCUCCGUCCGACUAUAAAAAUUACCUUCGUAUGGACAAUUCCACAUUUUCAGAAUUAUUGGAAAUGGUUACACCAUUUAUUUUUAAAAGAAGCACUCAUCUGAGAGAAGCUAUACCACCAAGCCAACGUUUAUCAUGCACUCUAAGAUUUUUAGCUACUGGUGCAAACUUUGAAGAACUAAAGUUUAUUACAACAAUUUCACCUCAAUCAAUCGGAAGAAUUGUAGUUGAAACAUGUGAAGCUAUUACAUUAGUAUUAAAAAAUAAUAUCAGAGUAAGUAAUUUUUAUCAUACCUUAACUGAAUUAGACCAUUUUACUUUUUAUUACUAG
This is a messenger RNA of Sipha flava (yellow sugarcane aphid), 434 nucleotides long. RefSeq lists its product as uncharacterized. The record is from RefSeq and is a predicted model, not a curated record. Lineage: Eukaryota; Metazoa; Arthropoda; Insecta; Hemiptera; Aphididae. Bases 36 to 434 code for a protein of 132 amino acids. The transcript has a single exon.